ACUUUUGGCCUGUUUACACCUGCUUUCUGAUUUAUCAAAACACCAUGUACACUUGCCCACAUAAAUGUGUCUCUGCAAAACAGCUAUUAAUCUGAUCUUUAGUUCCCACGCUAUAUGCAGAUUUAAUGAGAGUUCACAUCACCAAAGGCAAAAAAUAUGAGCUGCAUUUUAUUGAUCAUCAACUAAGUUAAAAGUCUUUUUUGAAGUUGCCAGCAUCUGUUUUACAUUUAUAAUCCUAUGGAGUAAACCGUGUUUUCAAAAAGGUCCUGAGCGCUGCCAACGUAUUUUUUAAAUUUUUUUUUUUUUUUGAAAAAAACUUUUCUGAAAAAAACACCCUACAUCAAGCUCCUUUUUGACAGCUGUCCAAUGACAAACGAGUAGCGAGACUGGAUGUUUUCAUAACAACAAGAAAAAAUGGAGAAGGGGCUGGUAGAUUGACUUACUGUAACUUGUAAAGAGGCUGUGUGGGCACAGAUUGGAUGGAUCCUUGGUUGUUCAGGAAACAAACUACAGCUAUAAAAACAAACCUGAAAGACAUUCACCAGCAUCUCCAAACAUUGUAGCUGUGAGAAGAAGACUGCUGAAAGCAGCUGACUCUUCUAAGAUCAAGAAAAGGACGAGACAAAAACAGCACAAUGAAAGCCUGUCAGUGCAUCCUGCUACUCUUCAGCUGCCAGUUUCUUUAUACUCUAGCUUUAGAGUGUGAAGUGAUUCCUGGUACCCUGAAGCAGAUCGAUGCUGGAUUAGGUUUAGUGGGUGGAGUCAACAAUGACAAUGAAGUCUUCCUAUUUCUGGGAAACAGUUUUGUAAGAAUAAGUGGAUCUCUGAAGCAUUUUACUGUUGGACCUGCUGGAGAGUUUGGAGUGAGUCCAUCAAACGUCCUCUUCAAGUUUCAGAGCGGAAGCUUCAGGCAGAUUCAAGGAAGUUUCAAACAGGUGGAUGCUGGAAGUGAGAUUGUUGCAGGUGUUAAUCCAAUAGACGACGUCUCCUGCAUUAAUAGGGAUACUAAUAACAAUGGACCUCCUGCAAAUUUAGUUUGGACACAACUCACAGGAAGGCUGAAGUACUACAGCUGUGGCCCGUACAGCUGUUGGGGAGUGAACUUUACAGAGAAUGUCUUCCUCAAAAGGAAUGUGACGGGUUCUGCCUGUGGAGGGUCAAGUUUUUCAGAGAUUAUUAAUGGAACUCUGUCUAUGGUCGAAGUAGCAACUGAUGGGAGUGUCUAUGGUGUCAACUCUCAGGGGUCUCUGUUGCAAAGAUUUGGAGUCUCUCCAUCAAAUCCUGCUGGUACAGGAUGGCAAGGGAUUGUUGUCUGUCCCAACGGCCACAAACAUGUGACCUAUGAUCUGGGGAGGCUGUGGGUCAUCUGUAGUGAUGGAUCCAUCAGAAGUUGUACUUAAAUGUCUAUCAUGAAUCUCAGAGGAACCCAAUGAUCAUUAAACUCAGAAAUCUUUUACUUUCUUUUCUUUCUGUUUCUUUUCUUUGCUGUUUAGUCAAUGAAAGUUGACUUUUGUUUUUGUGCUUAUUGAAGUUUGAUGUAUAAAGUUAUGUUUUACAUUGUUAUUUUGUGUCAAUAAAGUUUAAAUGAAAUUAC
Molecule: messenger RNA, 1594 nt
Organism: Megalobrama amblycephala (Wuchang bream)
Lineage: Eukaryota; Metazoa; Chordata; Actinopteri; Cypriniformes; Xenocyprididae
Product: fish-egg lectin-like
Exons: 7
Coding region: 636-1400 (254 amino acids)
Source: RefSeq, a predicted model, not a curated record